Messenger RNA from Syngnathus typhle (broad-nosed pipefish), 5700 nucleotides. RefSeq lists its product as uncharacterized. The record is from RefSeq and is a predicted model, not a curated record. Gene Ontology annotation, molecular function: guanyl-nucleotide exchange factor activity. The transcript has 24 exons. Bases 156 to 5381 code for a protein of 1741 amino acids. Lineage: Eukaryota; Metazoa; Chordata; Actinopteri; Syngnathiformes; Syngnathidae.
UGCACUGCCUCUCUCACGCCCCAGCAGGAGUUUAUUCAACUCCAGCUGCCACAAAGCACAAGAGCUGGAAAUGGACGCAGUGAGAGGGCACAACAGGGUUGAUCAGAUUGCAGCGCUCGGAUCAUUUCACGUGGGAUUUUGAUGCCGUCGGCAAAAUGCACCCCAGAGCCAAGUCGAGGAGUUGUGACAACUACCUGUGUAUUAAGGACGCUGAAUCUUUGGACAGUUGUAUCCAAAGCACCUUGUCGGCCUUGUACCGACCUUUCAACGCCACCGCCGCCACCGUCCUGUGGCAGCUUUUCAGCGUGGUGGAAAGACAGUACCGCGGAGACGGUCUCCGCUGCUUCAUCGAUUUCUUGCUUCCCGCCAAGAGGAUUCUUCACAUCAUCCAACGAGAAACUUGCUUAAGGUUCCGCGGACUGCUGCUCUACAAUGAAGGCUGGCCUCUGUGCAUUCACGACAAAGUGGUCCUGCAGUUGUCGCCCUUGCACAAAGUCAGACUAAAGCAAGGAGACUUCUACCUCCAAAUUGUCCCGUUAGGCCGCAAGGCCGCCAAGCUCGCGAUAAAAUGCUUGUCGGCCAGCGGGCAAGCUAUCGCGGAGAUCCCCGUGGCGGAGAGCAUGUACGGCAGCAUCUUCACCGCUGAGUUCCUCCAGAAUGUAACGCUCGAACGGAACCUGCACCCGCUCCAGAACUGUCUGCUCACAACCGGCAAAUCCGUGUACAGGACCCCGUGGAAGAACGUGGUCAACCCUCUGUUUGUCAGCAGCACGGCGGAAGCCAUCAUGCAAGCGCAGUGCAGCAGGGUGGGCUUCCGCGGACAACUCAGCGCCUGCAGCACGAGCGGAUCCACGGGAACCCUGGACAGCCAUCGCAGCUCCCGAGAGUCCCUCCAUUCUCAAGGAGCCGACUCCACUUUUUCGGAACCGACCUCGCCGAGCAGAAACCGCACGGAGACCGGCGGCGAUAGCCAUAGCAUGACUCGAGAAGACAUAACAACUCCCAUUAUUAAGAUCACCCCCACCGAAGAGCGUGGGACGGAACACAGAGGGGAAGACAGCGGUGGGAGAGAAAGAGGACCAACAUCUAAGAUGCUCUCGUUCAGCACAGACCUCAGCAAUCCCAGCCCUCGUAGACGUCAGCCGAGAGACUCGGUGGCUUUUGAAAGCAGAAGACUUUUCAGGAAAUCCUACAUGGAAGCCCUGCAGAACCCCAUGAGCCUCGGCUCCAGCACUGAGUCCAUCCUGGAAGAAAGUCCGGAGCACGGGAGCCUCAGGGAAGGUUCCGUCACACCGGGCAGCAGCCCGGAUACUCGCGCUUCUUCUCGAGAACAUUUAGCCCGCAGGUUGGGGAGUCGGGCUUGGCUCAGUGGGGACGAUUCCAGGCCCAGCACACCUUUGCAUUAUUUACAGAAGGGACUACGGAGUGCGGAAAGACGGGCCGAACGCCGUUCAAAGUCGUUGGAGAGGACUAACAAAGCUGGCCAGGGUAAAGCUCACCGGGAGAGGUCUUCUUCCGGCGGCUCGGCGAGCAUCUCCACCAAAAAGCUGAUGAAUGGAUAUGUGCUUCGCUUUGGGAAGUUGGAAGUGGAGGCCUCGCUUCCUGGUUGCGAAAAGAGGAGCAGUAAAGAAGUAGCGGGGCAGCAGGAGGACAGCGGCGAUGACAGGAAGUCGAGACUUGCAGAGGACGAGUCCAACAGCCCCAAAAGAGCCAAUGGGUUGGGGUCAUGGUCAAGCUCCUCCAAUGAUAGUAACUUGUCCCUCCCUAAACGGAUGUCAGAGGUCAAUCAGGAACUGCUGGCAUCCGGUGCUGUUAUUUUGCCAGGAAGCAGAGAUCGUGGUGGGAGGGCGGUAUUGCAGGUGUGCACCAGAGCUCAGGUGUGGGCAGGCGAAAGUUGCUCGGUGCACGACCUCAGCAGCUUAAUGGUCUACCUCCACUCCACACUGCGGAAAGAAAAACGUGAUGAAGGUCUGACAGUUGUGAUAGACAGCAGAAGGCAACCGCCUGUUCCAGCUCUCUUGUCAUCACUGUCUGAAUUUCAGACACUGGUACCAAAUGCACUUUACUCGGUUCUUUUCCUGGCGGACAAGGAGGCAGCAACCAAACCUGAAAGAGACAUUGUAAACAUCCAGACUGAAACAUUGUCAUCGUUGAAGGCCCUGCUGAAGCACGUUGAAGCAAAUCAGCUCACGCGUGACCUUGAGGGAACCUUUCAAUACGACCACAACCACUGGAUGUUCUUCAGACAGAAAAUCGAGCCAUUUGCCAGUAGCUGCAGCGAAGCCAUCGCUUCCCUCCAGGAGUCCAUCACCACGUUAAGUGACAGUGGCAACCUCAAGACAUCUCAGGAGGUGUCUCAGAUGAUGGAGCAGCAGAAGCAUCUGAUGAAGUGCGUGCUGAAUGACAGCCAUCUAAAUAGGUUACGUCUGGAAGGGGGCACCAUCCUCGCACGCAUCAGGAAGGAAGAGGCCUGUGAUAACGAAAGUUACAGGGAUGCUGUCGAUAUGUUGAGUGCGCUGUACAACCAAGUGGACGAAGAGGUCCAUGAGCUUGUCAUUCUGUCCAAUAAGUCACAGAAGGACUUGGAAAGUCUCCUGGAGGUGCGCAGGUUUGAGGAACAGACACAACAGGUCAAACUGUGGUUCGAUGUGGAGGGAGAUAAACAUCUCACACCUUUAGGAUCACUCUCUUUGACUGUCAACAACAUAAAAGACAUGAAGGAGAGCUUGGACCAAUUUCUAAAAGAGUCAGUGCACCAGCAGAGGCAUGCCCUGAAGAUGGUGAAAGACUCUCCGCAGUCUCUUCCUGGUUCCGUUUCCUCGGAAUUCAAGCAACAUCUUGCCUCCAUCCUGAGCAGAGUGGAGAAGAGGAAGACACACCUGGACGUACUGGGAAACCUUUAUGAAUUUUAUGACUCUGUAAACCAAUGGCAGGAGCACUGCCAGGACUACGUCAGUCACCUCAACACUUCAGGUGAAGCUCUUUCACCCACCGUGGUCCCGACCCUGCGGGAUUACUGCGCCGAGGCCUGCAAGUUCUCCAUGGACAACUUCAGCCCACUCAAUGAUAUGGUGCUCUCCCUGGAGUGUCCUCAGCAAGUCCAGCAGUGGAACGUGGUGUGGCGAAAAUGUCAGCAGACCAAGCAGCAACUGGAAGACACAUUAGCCCGAGCCACGAGAGCAUCUUCAGACUCCAUUUCCUCGGAAUUUACGGAUGUUUUCAAGCCCGCGGAGAUCCAAAUUGGUGUAGCGGACAAUAGCGGGGGAGGACGUCAAUGCGAAGGUUCUUCUUGUUCCAGCAGGACCGUUACGCCACUCGCUGUGGAGAACUCCAAACCGCAUUCCGAUGAGCCUUUCUCCAAAAGCCCCUCGGGUUCCAUCUCGUCCUCCUCACGCUUCACUUUCCCGCCCGACAUCAAAAUGAGCCCGUCGAUGUUUGACGACACAGACAGCGACUGUACCAUCGACUCCUCUAUCUCGUGCCACUCGGAGCCCAUCUUCUCCGCGGCUUCCCGCCUCCGCAAGUCACCCAUGAAGAAGAUCAUGAAGAAGACCAUGAGCUACGAGCUGACGCCGAGGGACGGCGGACAUUCGGACUCCAGCCACGUGCAUGGUUACACGGGGGUGUACAUCAAAGGUUUGGAGGUUGCCAAUAACGUAUCUGCAGAGAAGAUGCUCCAGAGACCCGAUGUCACGAGUCCAGCGUUAGGACGAAGUCGCAGCAUGUCGACGCCCUCCAGAAUCCAUAUCAGGCACAAUGAAGGAGAUGGCAAGAAACAGAGCAGUAAAAUGCAGCACAUCAUGGACGAGAUGAUCUCCACCGAGAGAGAGUACGUUCGUUCUCUCAGCUACGUGAUUGAGCAUUAUUUCCCCGAGAUGGAGCGUCUGGAUCUGCCCCAGGACCUGCGCGGCAAACGCAGCAUCAUUUUCGGCAACGUGGAGAAGCUGUGGGACUUUCACAGCCAGUACUUCCUUAAAGAUCUAGAAGCUCGCGCCCACUCCCCGCUGUCCAUCAGCAGCUGCUUUCUCCGACAUGAGGAUCAGUUUGGAAUGUAUGCCCUGUACAGCAAGAAUAAACCCCGCUCCGACUCCCUGCUCAGCAGCCAUGGGAACGAAUUCUUUAAGAAUAAACAGCUGGAUCUGGGGGACAAGAUGGACUUGGCAUCCUACCUGCUGAAGCCCAUCCAGAGGAUGAGUAAAUAUGCCCUGCUGCUGAAGGACCUCAUCAAGGAGUGCGGCCAGUCACAAGCGCAAGAGCUGAGUGACCUUCGCACCGCCGAGGAGAUGGUCAAGUUCCAGCUUCGCCAUGGUAACGACCUGCUGGCCAUGGACGCCAUUCGGGGAUGUGACGUGAACCUAAAGGAACAAGGUCAACUUCGCUGCCAAGAUGAGUUCAUCGUCUGGUGCGGACGAAGGAAGUACCUCCGCCACGUCUUCUUGUUUGAAGACCUCAUCCUCUUCAGCAAGACCAAAAAGAUAGAAGGAGGAUAUGACAUUUACAUCUACAAACAAUCCUACAAAACAGCAGAGAUUGGUAUGACUGAAAAUGUUGGCGAUAGCGGCCUGCGCUUUGAGAUUUGGUUCCGCCGAAGGAAAUCCCAAGACACGUUUAUCCUACAAGCAAGCUCUGUGGAGAUCAAGGCGGUGUGGACUUCCAUCAUAGGGAAGAUCCUGUGGAGGCAGGCGUUACGAAACAGGGAGUUGCGGAUUCAGGAGAUGGUCUCAAUGGGCAUUGGGAGCAAGCCUUUCAUGGACAUUAAGCCCAGUGAUGCAGCCAUCAAUGACAGAGCCAUCGACUAUAUCAUGAAGGGGUCUGAAUGUAGGACAAGGGCCUCCAUAGCGGUACCCUCGUACGAAUACUCGGCUUCCAUCAAGAGACCCCACUCCACCAUCUCCAACAGCAGCACGUCGUCCUCGGGCAGCCAAUCGUCAUCCUCCUUGCUGGGCUCGCUCAACCUCCACCUGUACUCUUCGCCCUCGCACCUUCACGCUCAUCCUUACCCGCUGGCCAGCAUUCCCUCCUUCACCCAGUGGCCUUACGACUGCAUCGAGGAAGACGAGCUGGAGCACGACUCCGGGAGCCAGCCCUCCAUGCUCACGGAAAGUUCCGAGACGUCGUCCCAGUGCACUUCCAAUGACAGCAUGAGCGGCCUGAGCACCCUCACCUUACCCGGGCCCCCCGACGGGCUCCUGGACUCGUACAACAACAACAACAACAAUGAGGACUCCUCCUCUUUCCUGUGCUCCUCCGUGGGGCCUUCCUCCGUGCAGGCCUCCUCCCUCUUCUCCAAAAGUGAAGACCUCCAACCGCAGAACAACAAAUUCAUCACAGCAAGCCAGUCUUCUCAUAUAGUAGCCGUAGGCCUGUCGACAGUGGUGUGACUUAACGCUUAGCUCACUGUGAAGUCCCGACAAAGAGCAAAAUUCCAACAAAGAUGUGAUUUCGAGUUUGAUCCAAAUGAAUUGGAGAAAAAAAAAGACAUUACCGUGAUGGUACUCAUAUGGUUUGUAACAUUUCCUGAACAGUAAGCAUCUCUGUUUAUAUUGUAGAUGGUUUUCUUUUUUUGUCGUUGUUAUUGUUGUGUAAUUUACAAAUAGCUGGCAGACCAAUGCAGAAAAAAAACAGGUUAUUCCUUUUGUUUGCUGUCCAGCAUUUUGAGACUUGUACAGAUGAUUAAAAAAAAGUUUGUAUGAAAAAAAA